Messenger RNA from Aspergillus terreus NIH2624, 3465 nucleotides. RefSeq names its product putative filamentation protein (Rhf1). Gene Ontology annotation, molecular function: protein binding. The transcript is spliced from 5 exons. NCBI's taxonomy places the organism in Eukaryota, Fungi, Ascomycota, Eurotiomycetes, Eurotiales, Aspergillaceae. The coding region runs from base 1 to 3465 and encodes 1154 amino acids. The record is from RefSeq and is a predicted model, not a curated record.
AUGACCGGUCGAGAUUCCGAUAAGGGGCAUCGCUAUGUCGCCGCCCUGGAUAAUGCGCGAUGCCAGAACAAAUGGGACGAACUUCCCGAGCUCAUUCGCAAAGUGACGAAACACGCUCCUCAAAAGACCUGCCUGUUAGAGGUAGCCUCCGCCGAAUACCAGAUCGCCCAACAUCUUCAAAAGUCUCCUUCCUCCGCCCGACCUUCUUCCGCCGCCUCCUACAGUGUUUCCGAGCUCAUCCCUUCCCUCCUCUCCACCAUUGACAAGGCCGAGGGGUCGCAUCAAGAUGUGUUUCAGGCACAGAUUUGUUUGGGUUGGGUCCAUUGGGCCCUCAAUGAGCCGGCAUUGGCCGCAGCACGCCUUCCCCGAGACUUUGGAGAGACCUUGAACACGCUCACAAGCUCCGGGGAGGAGCUCUCCUCAUGGACCAAGGUGUGCCUGGUCAAGGGUUGCUACAUCAAAGGCAUGUCCUGGUUUUCCGACUCCCUCACAGCAUGGCUGAGUAGCCACGGUCAAUCCUCUUCCAACAACCCUCAAUUCCUGCAUUGGUCGGAGAAGCUGCUGGCCGAGGGGGCGUUGCUGGCCGGUGAUGAAGCCUGCAAGGACCUCGCUGCUCCCAACGACGAACUGGUUAAAACGGCCCUCAAGAUAUUCCGCGCGUGGUCGAAUCAUCCCCACGUCAAGCAGGGGCUACCGUCGCAGAGUAUUCCCGGUAGCACCGGCCCCUCUGCCUCCAAAUCACUAGUAUGGAAGUCAUACUACGACCUUCUGUCGGCCAUCCUUCAACAUGGUCUGGCCUACGCUCCUGCUGGGAACGGUCCGGAACGCCCGCAACUCGCGAGCGAGAUCAAGCGUAUCGAAUCCAUAUGCGAAAGCAACCUCCUCCGCGAGGUCAAAUUUCCUACGGCAGACGCUAGCAAUACCCAGAUAGAAGAAUGGGUGGAACAAGUGAUUCGGAAUUGGGAAGUCCUCUGUGGCUCUCAUUGGAAUGAUGCCGACCUGGGCGAGGGCGGACAAGAUGCAGUUGGUCGGAACGUUCUAGAUAUCCUGUACCGCGCGGCGACCAAGACCUACCACUCUCACCUAAUUCUUCGGCGACUUUUCCAUGUCCACUCUGCAUUGGCAGAGUUCGACCUGGCCGUCAAAGCUCUGGAUUCUUAUAUCGAAAUCGUUGUCAGUGCGAAAGAGAGAGCGGAGAAGUCAGCCCAGUAUGGCGAACUGGAGAAUGACGGCAUCCUACUCCGAACGCUCUCCGAGGGUGUAAUCAUGUUAUGCUGCUUCGGAUCCGCCAAGGAAGCCGAGAAGGCACGAGACCUUGUGGUUCUGUUGAAGAAGUUCGUGAACAAGCAUGUUCAAGAAGACAACGACGGUCAAGGGAAUGAGAUUCGUAUCAACCCAGAAACCAGCUCCACUCGCUCUCAGAUGGUGAUCCCAUCUGAUGUAGCCAUGGCUUAUAGAGGCAUUGGUAUUGGUCUUGCCAACUGGGCCAGUUGGACGCCAGUGAGCGAAAAGCGGGACGACAUACGUGCAGAGGCAAUCGAAUAUUUGGAAAAGAGUCUUGCGCCCGAGUUGGAGGAUGAGUCAAACUAUUCAUCGCUGUAUACUCUGGCUUUACUUCUCGCGGAAGAUCGGGACAUCGAUGGCGCAAUUGAGUACGUCAAAUCAGCUCUGACCACCACUACCCAUCCUGGAAGCUCGCGAGGGGAUUUCACUCGUGAGCGCGAUCUUGUGCCCUUGUGGCAUCUACUCGCCCUCUUGCUGAGCGCGAAAAAUGAUUUCGAUAUCGCUGAACGCUCUUGUGAAGCGGCAUUCGAACAAUUCCCCGCGGCUGUUACUUCCCUAGCCCACAAAGACCGACGCCCACAGAAACAACAGCACGGUACACAGGACCCCAACGCUAAUGGCAUGACACACGCCUUUAUUUGUCAGCUAAGAGGGCGAGAGAAAGAACGCAUCAUCGAAACACGCAUGAGCCAACUUGCUUUCGUCGAAGUCAUGGAGAGCCCCGAAGCGGCGGUUAACCAUAGCGAGCAGCUGCUCAGCCUCUUUGCGACACUCUUCGGUAACUUGGACCUCGAAGCAGAGGAUAAACUUGCCAAGUCAAACCAGCUACUUCCCCCCAAGAGCUCGGCCGGUACUGUGAAAAGCUUCCGUGGCAGUAUCUUUGGACGGCACAAGAAAGCGGAGUCCACGAUCGCCUCUAGACCAGAGAUUCCACAUCCACCAUCCGUUCAGGCGGAAUCUCGUACAGAUAAUACGCCAGCAAUACACGUGACAGAUGAAGAGAAGGGUGCCCCUCCUGGGACUUCCCAUACACUAGCCCGAUCCGACUCGCGGAAACUCCGCAAGCGCAGCAGUACGCUCAAAAACCAAGACGCGACCCAUGUGAAUGGGGAUGGACCCUCCCCUGUGGCAAGCGUAGAUGGAACUAGGACCCCACAGGCCAAUGGCGAAGAGAUGGCGCAACAAGAUAUGGUAGGACUCGCCAUCUCCAGUGCAAACCAGGAGCAAAGCGCAAAACAGCAACUGCCCCCAGUUUCCCACAACAUGAAGCACACACACCAGCCUGCUCCAGCCGGUCAUUCAAAGCAACCGCCGGAGCAAGACGUCCGCCUUCCCACUUCCUAUGGCUUUGACUCCCCGACUCGAGCGGUGACCAAGUUUCCGCUCACCCAGGCCCAACGCCAUGCGCUCUGUAUCCUGGUCAAGAUUUGGCUUCUCAUUGCCGGUCUGUACCGCCGGGCGUCACUGUUUGAGGACGCCCGGGAAGCUUGUGAGGAAGCUUCCAAACAUAUCGCCCGAGUAGAGGCUCUUGUGGCUGCUCAAGAUUCGUCCGCCCGAGGAUUACGGGAGCGCGGAUGGGGUGUACCCAGAAGUUCAGAAGAGCUCUGGGCUGAUCUCUACACAGAACAAGGACUGCUACUGAACGUACAGUCGCGUCCCCACGAGGCGAUGCAGCUUUUCGAGCAAGCCCUUAUUCGUGACCCUGACCAUCCGAAGGCCAUCAUCGCGCUAUCCAAUCUGCUCCUCGACAUCUGGGAACAGAAGCUACCCUUGGAGCCGCCGGAGCCCGAAAUCGAAACCGACCUGUCGAUGCUAUCUCUCGUCCCGAAGCCGAGCUCGGCCUCAAAGCAAGACGACGCCAAACAAGGAAAGAGACAGUCGGUGAUUGACACGACGCAGGCCGAAGCUCGUCAAGUGUCCCCAUCUACGACUCCUGACGAAGAGCCCAAGCUCCUCAACCGGAUCGCGGCUCGCGACCGAGCUUAUGGGAUGUUGUCGGCCUUGACCAAGCGGGGCACGUCGUGGGAUAACACCGAGGCUUGGUACGCCUUGUCGCGUGCGUACGAAGCACAGGGCCAAGUUGAAAAGCUGAAGGAAGUGCUUUGGUGGUGUAUUGAGCUGGAGGACCGACGGCCCAUCCGACACUGGUCCAACAUUGGCUCCGGUGUGUAUGUCCUCUAA